GAAACAACGCAGCGAAAAGAUAGCCAGCAAACAAUUAAGUUGCUUUUACACAUACAUGUGCUCCCAAAAAUUGCGCUGUUUUGAUAUGCAGUCAUGAUAAGUAAUGGCUAAAGAGUUUAUUUACUGUCACAUAUCAGCAAACGACUUUACACAGGACAUAGAUGAUGUUAUUCUAAGAGCUAAAAAGGCUGGAAUUAAAGCUCUGAUCGCAGUUACAGAGUGAGCCAUUGAGUUUGAGUAAGCCAUUUUUACAUCAAAAAUAUAUCCUGGUUUUAUCUUCCCUUGUUUUGCCAUUCAUCCCCUUCUUGGAUCUGGAGAAGACUUGCAUAGUGUCAAGAUUCACGACCUGGAGCAAUUCCUUCCUUUGGUCCAGAAGUGCAGAGAUAAUAUUGUUGCAGUUGGGGAGAUUGGUCUCGACUUUACUCCCUGGUAUGCACAUACUACUCAAGAGUGUGUUGAACAGAUAAAAGUCUUUACAAUACAUCUUGAAAUAUCUAAAGAAUUGGAUUUGCCAUUGCGAGUACUGUGUAGUGUAGUUGGUGUAAAGGCAAUAUUACAUUUUACUAGAAAGUAACAGGAAAUUGUGGUUGCAGAGAAACGGUUAAAGAAAUAGUUUACCCAAAAACGAAAAUUCUCUCAUCGUUUACUUACCCUCGUGCCAAAUCAGAAGUGUAUGACUUUCUGUCUUCUG
This is a messenger RNA of Myxocyprinus asiaticus (Chinese sucker), 691 nucleotides long. Its product is annotated as putative deoxyribonuclease tatdn3. The transcript has 6 exons. Gene Ontology annotation, molecular function: hydrolase activity, acting on ester bonds. NCBI's taxonomy places the organism in Eukaryota, Metazoa, Chordata, Actinopteri, Cypriniformes, Catostomidae. The record is from RefSeq and is a predicted model, not a curated record.